Messenger RNA from Aphidius gifuensis, 1764 nucleotides. RefSeq lists its product as uncharacterized. The transcript has 6 exons. Bases 222 to 1502 code for a protein of 426 amino acids. Gene Ontology annotation, cellular component: SCF ubiquitin ligase complex. Gene Ontology annotation, molecular function: protein binding. Gene Ontology annotation, biological process: SCF-dependent proteasomal ubiquitin-dependent protein catabolic process. Lineage: Eukaryota; Metazoa; Arthropoda; Insecta; Hymenoptera; Braconidae. The record is from RefSeq and is a predicted model, not a curated record.
AUACAUUCUUUUUUUUUUUUUAACUCCAUUGGACGCGCAACCGCAUAUUAAUAUUUUCAACAAUAAAUAAAUUAUCCAGUUUAAUUAAAAGCCAGUCUUAUCAUAAUUAACAAAAUAAAUAAACAAUAAUUAAUUAAAUUUGUUUUAUUGAUUAAUUUAAUUUUAUCAUUAUUUUUUUAAACAAAUUUUAUAACUGUGACAUAUUUUGGUGUAAGAGAAAAAUGAAGCCAAAACGUAGUAGAUCAAUGUCACCAGAAGCAUCAAGUAGUCGUGGUACUAAAAUCCAAAAAAUAUCUGAUUACAAGACAAAGCCAAUUGAUGAUCAACCAGUACAAAGAGUUCAAUUAUUAGAUUUUUCAGAUGACGUUAUUUUAAAUAUUAUGAAGUAUUUAAAUCCACAAGAUCUAAUGUCAUUGAGUUUAUGCUGUCAUUUGUUAAAUCGAGUUGGUCGUGAUAGAACAGUAUGGCAUACUGCAGAUUUUCGUUCGAAACCAAUGCCAUUUGAUGAGCUACGUUUGUACCUUAAAUAUUUUCAUCCAACAACAUCAAGCAUAUCAAUUAAUGGAAAAAUUAAUGAUAACAAUGAAUUAUAUGAACUUAAACAGUAUUUUUUAAAAACUGUUUGUAAAUUAUGUACGUCACUCAAGGAAUUAAUUAUUGAAGAAUAUAAAAUUAUCAGUACAGAGAUAAAAAUUAGUGAUUUUCCAACGACACUAGAAACUUUGUCAUUAAAAGGAACUAAUGUUUGUGAUUUAUCAACAAGUAGAUCAUAUUUUUUUAAGCUAGAUCAACUGAUGCCCAAUUUAACAACUUUAAUAUUGACAAAUUGUCAAUGGUUAACUGGUCAUUCAUUAAUGGUAAUAAGUAAAAUACCAAAAUUAAAAGAAUUACGUAUAAAUUCAUGUAAAAAUCUUGGUGAAUGUGUUGCAUAUGCUAGUUUAUCAACACGUUUUGGUUUUAAAACAUUAGAAAAAUUAGAUUUAAGAUGUACAGCAUUUGGUGAUAGUGAAUUGCGUUGUUUUGGUAAUACAACAACAUUGACACAUAUUUAUUUGGAAUAUUCACAAGAAUUAAAUAAUCAACAAUUAGAAAAUAGACCACAGCAACAAUUGGGACAACCAGUUUAUGAAGAUAAUCAUCUUGUACAAUAUGUGGCAAAUAAUGAUAUUAAUAUGCUUAGACCAGAUCAAUCAAGUUGUCGUAUUACUGACAGAUCAAUAUGUGCACUAGGAAGUUAUUUAUGUGAUAGACGUGUACUUGAUAAUGCAAUAAGAAAUGUUAUUCUUGUUGAAGAAGAUAUUCGAGUUUUAAAUAAUCCAAAUUUAACUAAUCUAGUACUCAGAAAUUUUUCAAAAGUUACCAAUCAAAGUUUGAUACAUUUGGCAGCAAAUGCCGAUAAACUCAAGUAUCUUGAUGUUACUGGCUCGGGGGUAACUGCAGAAGGAGUCAGAACAUAUACUUUGGCCAGACCUGAUGUUACACUUAUAUCCUCUUAUUACUAGCCAUAAAAUCAUAUGUAAAUUAUCAAUUUAUAUAAUCAAAAAUCAUGGAAACCAGUAAAGGUAAUAGACAUAGAAUUAUAACAAUUUUUUUUCACACACUGGGUGGUGUUUUUUUUUUUAUUUUAUCAUUCAUUAAUGUAAUGAUUUUUAAAUUGAUUUUUUUUUUUGUAUGAAGUAAUCAAGUUGUAUUGAUUGUAUUUAGAUUUUAACAAAAUUAAUUAGUUUUAUCAACGAGAAUGAAAAACGGCUGGUGCCAGAUGAA